AUGACUAUGACUACACCACCAAAAGGUACACUUGGCCAUCAACGACAUUCACCUUCCACGACAAUGGCACACAAAGACAACGAGCCUUCGGCUGACAAGUUCAAGCUCUUGAAAAAGCAAAUUCGCGAGAUCACUGAACAAAAUGAAGUCUUGACCAAGGAUCUAAGUCGAGCGAGGAAACGACUCAGACGACUAGCCAAGGAGAAAACUAUUCUUCUCGAUCAGCUAUGCAGCUACGACAUUUCCAAGUUAAAGACAUUCAGCAAACGAAAAGCCAAUACCGAGGAUGAUGACCACUUCUUGUCUGAUAUUGUGGAAACAAGUGCUGGAGAUGGAAACGAUUCUUCUCCCUUACAUCCAUCAAUUCCAUCACCCAUUGAAAAAGAGUCAUCUCGAAUGUCGAUAUCAAGCAAGAUACCACCAACAAUUCAUCGAUCAACAGGACCAUCAUUAAUGCCAACAUCAUCAUUCGAUCAAUCACAGCCAACACCACCACCACCAACAUCAUCAUCAUCAUCUAGAUUAACAUCACAGCAACUCACUCCAAUUCAUCGUCCUCCACCACCACCACCACCACCUCCUCCUCCUCCACCGCCACCUCCUAUACCUACGCCACCUACAAAUCAACCUAUCAUGGAUGUUAUGCACCAAAACGGCAUGGUCCCUUCAUCACGUCCCAAACGUAUGCGCCGAAGUACAGCAGAGCCCAAAGUACGACGUGUUCAACCUAUCGAGAAAGAUCCCAUUUCUGGUGAAUACAAGUUACCUGCUCGAGUUGGCAUUCUCACUGUACACUCUUUGGGUCGCGUUGUUCCUCUACCAACUUAUCAUAACGAUCGCUACAUAUGGCCACCAGGUUUCAAAGUGAGCAGAACCUAUUUGAGCAUGACGAAUCCAAAUGCAAACACAGUGUACACGUGCUCUGUCGAAGAAAAUGGGGAUCAAGGACCUAGGUUUCGAGUCGUCGCUGAAGAUGCUCCGGAUCAACCUAUUAUUGCAAACUCGGCAACAGGUGUAUGGACAGCCAUUGUCAAGCGUGCCAAUGAAAUCCGAAAUCGGGAUCACUCCAAUUCAGCAUCAGGACCUGAUUACUAUGGUUUCACGCAUGCAACGAUUGCCAAAAUGAUUCAAGAUUUACCAGGAGCUGCCAAUUGCAUCAACUACGUUUGGCAAACGUUUGGUGAAAUGCAUCAAAAGACAGCAGCCGGAGUUGCAGCCGCCUCACUAAGGAAAUUGACCAACUUGGAAAUCAUGGGUAGUGCCAACAAAAGAGCACCACAAGAUGGAGAAAAUGAAAAGCAAGAAGAACCAGCAGCAGCAACAACAGCUGACACGAAACCAAAGAUCGAAAAAGAACCAUCGACAACUACGCAAUCGGUGACAGGUUCGGCAAUAAAGCACGAAGACACGGCCAUGCGAACGGAUUAG
Molecule: messenger RNA, 1428 nt
Organism: Lichtheimia ornata
Lineage: Eukaryota; Fungi; Mucoromycota; Mucoromycetes; Mucorales; Lichtheimiaceae
Exons: 7
Coding region: 1-1428 (475 amino acids)
Biological process (GO): regulation of cell cycle
Cellular component (GO): nucleus
Source: RefSeq, a predicted model, not a curated record